CACGCCAGGUUCUUCGAAGCAAUUCAUUCACGCAGUAAAAGCAGUCUUCCAACUAAAAAUAAGAGAGAAAGAGUUAGAAUCGUGAACUAUAUCACCACGAUGGCGGAGCUGUACGACCAAAGCAGGAGAAACGAUGCCCUGCAACGGCUCAACCAAACUCUUCUUCAAAUCGAUCCUUACAUACUCCCGCCUUAUCCAAAUCUCUCUGUAGUUGCCGGGCCUUUGGAUCCUCCCCUUCUCCAACUCACGCUCUCACAAUUGCUCGCACAGCAAGUCCAAAGGCAUUCUCAGAAUGAGUGUCUCGUGAUAUCGUGGACACAAGCAAGAUGGACCUAUCAGCAGCUGUGGGAGCAGUCUAAUCUGCUCGCAAGGGCAUUGUUAAAGUACGGCGUGCGACCAAGAGAUAGGGUUGGUAUCAUGAGUGGAAACUGUGAGAAAUACGUCGCAGUUUUCUUUGCUUGUGCGCGAAUCGGUGCGAUAUGCGUAACACUGAAUAAUACGUAUACGGCUACAGAGAUGGAGUUCGCUUUGAAUCACACUAGAUGCACCUUCCUGUUCACAAGUCAACGGAUUGGAAGGUUCGACAAUUCUCCACUUCUACAAAAGCUCAAAGAUGAACAAAUAUCGUCGGUUAUACCUAACCUGAAGGCUGUAUGCCUGAUCAGAGGUGAUGACAAUCGUUUCAUUCGCUACGACGAUAUUUUGAGAGAGGCAGACUCGGUACCGGAACAUGUACUCGACAUUUUCGAUAGUGUUAUCAGUCCCUAUGAUGUAGCCAACCUCCAAUUCACCAGCGGAAGCACAGGCAGGCCCAAAGCCGCCAUGCUCACUCAUCACAACCUCGUCAACAAUUCUCGCUUCAUCGGCGAUCGCAUGCUCCUUACCGUCAACGACACCCUCUGUUGCCCACCACCCCUUUUCCACUGCUUCGGUCUGACUCUAGGACUCCUCGCAGCCCUCACCCACGGUAGCUGCGUGGUCUACCCCUCUGAAUCCUUCGAUCCAGCAGCCACUGUCUCCGCCAUCAACGACGAACGCUGCACAGCUCUUCACAGCGUCCCAGCAAUGAUGGAAGCCAUCGUCAACACCCCCAAACCCUCGAAUUGGACCUCGCAGCUCCGCACUGGUAUUGUAGCUGGGAGCCCCGUUCCGCGCUGGCUCAUGGAGCGCAUGGUCAAUGAGCUAGGCAUGUCGGAUUUCACGUCUAGCUAUGGCAUGACGGAAGCUAGUCCUACCAUCUUCAACGCGCAUACUACCGAUUCAAUGCAUGCGCGUCUCACUACCGUUGGGACCGCUAUGCCUCACGCGCGCGUCAAAAUUGUGGAUCGACACGGCCGUAUUGUACCUAUUGGCGUGAGAGGCGAGCUCUGCGUUGCGGGGUAUCAAGUUUGCGGUGGGUAUUGGGAGAACGAAGAGAAAACCAAGGAGGUUAUGGUGAGGGAUGAGAAGGGUGAACUGUGGUUGAUGACAGGUGAUGAAGCGGUGUUAGAUGUGGAUGGGUACUGUACGAUUACGGGGCGGUUCAAAGACAUCAUCAUCCGAGGUGGCGAGAACAUAUAUCCCUUGGAAAUCGAAGAACGCUUGAUUGAGCAUCCAUCGAUAACUCGAGCCAUUGUUGUCGGCAUAUCGCAUCCGCGCUAUGUCGAAGUUCCCAUCGCUUUCUUGUCGCUCUCUCCUGAUGCCGAAGAGAAGCCUGGUCUGGAAGAAGUCAAGUCUUGGGUUCGUAAAGUCCUCGGUCGGCACAAAGCCCCGAUGCUAGUGUUCUGGGAGGGAGGAAACGAAGGCUGGGAUGGACAGAUCCCAUUGACAGGUAGUGGAAAAGUACAGAAGUUUCGGUUACGAGAGUGGGCUGAGGGGGUUGUGGGCAACUGGGAUGGGCGAUGA
Periconia digitata is the source of this 1884-nucleotide messenger RNA. Lineage: Eukaryota; Fungi; Ascomycota; Dothideomycetes; Pleosporales; Periconiaceae. The record is from the annotation of a GenBank genome assembly.